CAGAAGUUUUGAUACCACUUCUAACUUAGUGGUUGCUAUGGUUGCGGGUUCAUGCGGGAGAGGGAAGUGACGAGUGGGACUGUUGUUGGGACACGUGACUGGAGCUGCACUGAUCUGUUUUGACAAGAGGCAGGGAAGGAGCUCAUACAGCAGGUCUCGGUCACAGAGGGUUUGGGGUUCCAGACACCGUUGUGUUGCUGCCAAAGCUGUGUGUGUGAUAGAAACAGAGAAGAGUGGGAGGACCCUACAAGAGACCCUGAAGGCAACCUGAUGACACUGGACAACAUGAAGCCCGAGCGAGAUGCAACAGAGGAGUUUUUCGAGUAUGAUGCGGAGGAGUUCCUGGUAUUCCUGACCUUGCUCAUCACAGAGGGAAGGACACCAGAAUAUUCUGUGAAGGGCAGGACCGAGGGGCUCCACUGUCCACCAGCCCAGUCGGCUAUGCCACCUCUUCACAAGCAUGAAUGCAGUGACAAACUGCCCCAGUGUCGACAGGCAAGGCGAACCCGUUCCGAGGUGGUCCUGCUUUGGAGGAACAACAUCCCCAUUAUGAUUGAGGUCAUGCUCCUGCCGGACUGUUGCUAUGGUGAUGAAUGCCCCCCAAGUGACCCCAUCAGUGACCCGGUCAUCAAACAAGAUGCUUUGCUGCUGGAGAGAUGGACCUUGCAGCAAGUUCCAAGACAAAGUGGCGAUCGUUUCAUUGAAGAGAAAACCCUGCUGUUGGCUGUCCGCUCCUAUGUCUUCUUCUCCCAGCUCAGCGCCUGGCUCAGCGCCUCCCAUGGCAUCGUCCCCAGAAACAUCCUGUACAGGAUCAGUGCUGCUGAUGAGGAGUUGGUGUGGCAGUUCUCCCAGCCACCUUCAGAGCACAUUUUCCCCAUCCCCAAUGUAUCCCAGAGUGUUGCACUGCAGGUUCGUGUCCAAUCGCUCCCCCGACAGCCUACCUACCCCACCCUAGCCUGCAGCAUCCAUACUGGCCUGCCUCCACUUUACAGCAAGACCCCCAGCUUCAACCCAAACCUCACCAGCCACGGUGGCUUGCCCACCUUCAAAACAAGCCAGGACCCCAGCAAAGACAACCUCCUUCACAACACUAAUAUGUACAGCAAAAGCUCCAACUCCAUGUCUGGCCUUCUCCUCAAUGGAUUACCCAUUCCUAAUCUUCCUAUCAACAACAUCCCCAUCAAUACUGCUGUGCCACCUCCCUACAGCAAGAAGAGCCAGGAGCCUGAUGAAAACCACACAUAUCAGAAUGGAGAGCUUCCCCAGGUUAACAUCCCCCAGCGCCAGGGCUCUCCACUGUGCCACAGAUCCUCUCACUCCCCCACGCCCUCCCGCUCCCACUCCCCAUCUCAACUUCUCACAAGUAAAGCGGGGAAGUGGCUUUACUCGGCCCUCAAUAGUUCACCUGACCCCACACAAGUAGAGGACUAUGGGUCUGGCACCAACAGCAAUGAAAGGUCAAAGGGAGCCAUCCCUGAACCACUGAGAGCUUUUAAGAAUUUUUCCUUGAAUGAGCCACCUUGCUGCCCCUCCCCAAGAACCACUGCAACUGAAACAAACCCCCUGAUUGGCUCCCUGCUGCAGGAGAGACAGGAAGUUAUUGCCCGCAUUGCACAGAGGCUCAACUUCUGUGACCCAUCAGCACCACCUCUCCCUCCUGGCCUCUUUACUUCUGACAACCCUCCCAAAGCCAUGUGGGCCAGUAACCAUGAUGACAUAACUGCCAGUAAGACCAAAGAACCUGAGGUACCACCCUGUGAGUCUGUUGGACGUGUGUGGCCCAGCGCCUUCAACACACCCAUGACUGACACUUCUUUCAACAAGCGGGAGAGCUCGUCCCCUAAACCUGCAGCCUGCAGGAAGCUGAAGAUGAUUGAGACAAGAGAGAGACAGGAGGAGAAGAAUGCAGAGAAGGAGCGAGACAGAGAAAAUGAGAGAGACAGGAAAAGAGAGAGAGAUAGCUUCCUCAUUGCCCAGGCAGUACAAGACAUCACUAGACUCAUCCAGGAGAGACUGUCUGUCCCCUCUCUGUCCCCCAGGCACAGCAGAAGCGGCAGCCCUCUGCACCACACACACACAACAACAGUCACGCACACUGUCCGCACAUACUCGAACACCACACACAUCCCACAAGCAGUACCCAGCCACGAAGCUUACAGAAGCAGCGUGCACAGCGCUGCCACACACGCACCCGUUUGCACAGACAAGCCCGGAGAUGAUCUGGGGACCGAAUGCCAUUCUCCCCGGGCCCAAAAUGGUGCUCACUUUACACUUGAAGAACCCUCAUUCAAAGGCCAGUCCCACACCCAGGCUGGUCAGUGUUUACGAACUCCCCCACAGGAAAAGCUCCGAGUCAGGACACCCUGCAGCCAUGACACCCCCUCUGCCUCCCCCGUCCUCGAGAACAGCCCAAGGAAUGCCCAGAUUUUUAGCUGGACUUGCAGUGAUGCCGGCCUAGCCAUGAACUGUAACAUAAGCCAGAGCCAGAGCAAGCCUCAGCCUCAGUCCCAGAUGCAGAUGCAGACCUGUGCACAAGCCCAGGCUUCUGCCCUCCAGGAUGAGAACCAGGCACACUCAGAGUCUGGACACCCCAGCACCUCCAGUCCUGACAUCACUCCCCCUCCUACUGUAUUGCGUGCUCACAGCCCCUCCCCUCUGCGUCCCUGCAACAGCUGGAAGAAACAGAAUCGUCACUCAUUAGACGCCACAGCGACCAAGGCCUUCCACCCCUGCACUGGACUGCCACUGCUCUCUAGCCCUGUUCCUCAGAGGAAAAAUCAAACAGGCUACUUUGACCUGGACACCUCCUUGGUUGGCUGUAAGGGUUUGCCUUGGGCCUCUGGGAAAAGGAUAUGUCCAAAGAGAGAGGGCUACACAGAUGAGUCCCAGCAGCUGUUCAGUGCCAGUGCUCCACCUGCCAGUCUCAGUCUGCUGGGAAACUUUGAGGAGUGUGUGUUGAACUACCGCCUGGAGCCUUUAGGGACAGUGGAGGGUUUCACAGCAGAGGUUGGAGCUAGUGGGUCCUUCUGCCCCAGUCACCUGACCUUACCUGUGGAUGUGUCUUUCUACAGUGUUUCCGAUGACAAUGCUCCUUCACCAUAUAUGGGUGUGAUAAACCUGGAGUCCCUGGGGAAAAGGGGCUACCGUGUACCUCCAUCAGGAACCAUUCAAGUGACCUUAUUCAACCCCAACAAGACAGUGGUAAAGAUGUUUGUUGUGAUGUACGACCUACGAGGCAUGCCAGCUGGACAUCAGACCUUUCUACGCCAGAGGACCUUCUCUGUUCCCGGCCGCCGUGACACAAACAAUCAGACCAGCAGGAAGCCCCUCACCCUGGGCCAGGGGCGCACCUUGCGCUACCUCGUUCAUCUGAGGUUCCAGAGCUCCAAGUCUGGGAAGAUCUACCUCCAUAGAGACAUCCGUCUGCUGUUUUCCAGGAAAUCCAUGGAGGUAGACAGCGGUGCUGCCUAUGAGCUCCAAUCCUUCACAGAGUCCCCCAUUGACCCGCCGUUCUCUCCCCGCUGCUGACUCCUGACUGCGCCACCGGACCGGCCACAACUGAAGCUUCAGUCAUAUCUCGAUGCCAGCGAUAGACUGUUACUCAGCCUGGUAGCUUGUGGCUAGUAUUUGACUAGAGAAGAGGUUUAAAGACAGCAGCCAACAAGAAUCACCUGGCCUGUGUCCAGAAUUGAAACUUUCUUCUCUUCUGUCACUCAGAACUGACAAAGCGCUAGGAGCCUGGGAGAACCAUGUUCUCUUUUAUGUGCAGUGAUUUUGAAUUGGAGGGGUUGGGUCAAAGUUUAUAGUUAUUGGGAAUUCUUCAGACCCUGUUCUCCAGGGUAAGAAAGCCUUACCAGAUUUGAUAUGUUUCUUUUUCAUGCUGUUGUGUGUAGUCCCUCCAGCGUCUGGCAGGAGAGGAGAGGCCAGUGAUUGUCUACAGAAGCAGUUAGACUCUGAAAUGAUUUCAAGAGUUCAGGCUACUUUACUCUGCUUACUCAAAUCAAAAUGUUAAUUGGACUUUUACAUGACAUAACGAGUAAUCUUAAGACCUUUUUAAUGGUAAAAGAGUUUUUUAAUCCUUGCCUGAUUGGUUGAACUGAAGGUGAACUCAACUUUGACCCAGCGAUUCCUGAGCUCAGAGCAGAGGUUGUGCAUAUGGAAUAGGAACCAUGGUGGCAGACUGUCAUCCCCUGGUCCAAAAGAAAAACUCAUACCAUGCACCAGUAAAGAAAUCGAACAAUCAGUCAAGCUCAAUUCAACUGAAAGCAUCACAGCAGAACAUCAAAAGUGCACUGUGGAUUUUUUUUCUCAUUAUAACUGGAAAUUAAACUGAAAAUAGUAAUAUUCUAAUACUUUUGUACUGUUACAGAACCACUUUAAUGGAAGUGUUGCAAUAGGAAGAGUAACCUUAGUUUAGUGUUUACACAUUCAUUUUCAGUUUACUUACAUUAGUUUAUUUAAUAUUUAAAUUAAUAUUUCAGUUACUACCUGUGACAUCUGUCAUGCUAAGAUGUAGUGCAAACUGUAUAUCAUAGUAUGUAUUUUUGACAUUAAUAUUCAAAUCUGAGAAAAUAUAUCUAUAUAUCUUCUAAAGCAAUCUUGAAAUCUGCUGUCUCUGAGUUUUUUUUGUUUUCAUCAUGUUUCGUGUUGUCACCGUUGUAGUACUCAAAUCCGACUUAAGUCCUGAUUUUCAAGACUUGUGACUCCAAUUGGAUUUCAGCACUAAUGACUCAGACUCGAACACAGACUGCAUUCAGACUCGGAAGUUGGAGACUCAGACUCAUACUUGUUUGUUUUUUGUAAUAGGCCAUAAUAAUUUGGCGUAAGAUAUUGACACUGAUAUUCACACUGUUCACUUCUAAGUGUGUGUAUGUGUGUGCGCACUUACUGUAUGAGUGCAUUUGUUUAGCUAUUGUGUCACACACAGAAAG
Molecule: messenger RNA, 4931 nt
Organism: Monopterus albus (swamp eel)
Lineage: Eukaryota; Metazoa; Chordata; Actinopteri; Synbranchiformes; Synbranchidae
Gene: atosa
Product: atos homolog A
Exons: 13
Coding region: 271-3528 (1085 amino acids)
Source: RefSeq, a predicted model, not a curated record